CUCUCUCUCUCUCUCUCUCUCUCGAUUCACUAUAUCUUCCUUGAAAAUUUCACUAUAUAAGAAGGGACGGUUGAUUUGAUUCACGGUGCAUCUCAAUGUCUGUAAUUUUCUUGAGUUGUUUCUAGGGUUUUACAGAAAAUCAGCUGAUACAACGAGAGAUGAUGGAUGCCAGAAGGCCUCAUUUUAUCAAGGGUUUUAACCCUAACAUAAGCUUCGAUAAACUGAAAAUACCUUCAAAAUUUGGGAAACAUUUGGAAGGGAAAACAUGUGGAACAGUUUCAUUGAUGGGUCCCAGUGGGAACACAUGGCAUGCUGACUUGGCACAGCAAAGUGAUGGUUUGUUUAUCUUGGAUGGAUGGGCAGCUUUUGUGAGAGAUCACUUCUUAGAAAAUGGCGACUCUUUAGUUUUCAGAUAUGAUGCCGAAUGCCAUCAAGAUUUAAGCAUCUUUGAUCAACAUUUUGGAAAAAAAAGAGAAAGGGAAUAUGCAUCUUUGUUGUCAAAUAUGGUUGAUGGAGUCCCAAAGAAACCAAGAAGCUCUCAAUCACACAAUGAACCUACAAACAUAUCUGAACAAGAAACCAUGGAUGGAGUUGCAGACUUUUUGAAUGGUUCAGAGUUUUGUGGAAGUGGUUUAAAGAAUUCCAUCACUCCUGCUUUACCUGUGUCAGCUGUACGCCCUAACGAAGAAGAGUUAGGAAGAAUAUCAGCUUCAGAAGCAGAAAAGAUAGCUCAAACUUUCAAUUCAAGUUUCCCUCAUUUUUCCCAAGUCAUGAAAAGAUUCAACAUAAGUGGUUCAUAUACUUUGAAUGUUCCAUAUCAGUUUGCUAUGGCGUAUCUUCCAAAUUGUAAAGUAAAGAUUGUUCUUCAAAACUUAAAAGGAGAAUCAUGGAUUGUUAAUUCAAUCCCAACCACAAGAGUCCAAACUUCACAUACAUUCUGUGGUGGGUGGUUGCGUUUUGUUCGUGGGAACAACAUAAAUGUGAGAGAUGUGUGCAUAUUUGAGCUUGUGGGAAACUGUGAAAUGCGUGUAAAUAUUCUUAGAGUUAGACAAGAAGCAAUAGAUCAUGAACAACAACAACAACAUGGUAGUAGUGAUGUUAAGGCAUUGACUCAUAAAACUUCCGGAAAGUCGGGAAAGAAAGUUAAAGGAAAAUCACGCAAAACACAGAAGCUUUCCAUGAUGGAAAGUCAGAAGGUUGCUUUCUCCAUUGAAAAGGUCAAACUUGGUAUUGCUGCUAAAGGGUCUGUUGUUGGGUCCCAAUCGAAAAGCACAACAAAUGGAAAACCAGGGAAAGAGAGAGGGUUACAAGAAAAAAGGGGAUCUUCAAUGACAGGGUGUAUGUCAAUGAAGUCAGCUCCUGAAGAAAAAAUGGCUGCUGAAUCUUUUGUUUCUAGUUUUCCUUAUUUUGUUAGAGUCAUGAAGAAGUUCAAUGUCAGUGGAUCAUACACUCUGAAAGUUCCGUAUCAGUUUUCAAUGGAACAUCUGCCUAGCUGCAGAACAGAGAUAGUUCUUCAGAAUAUGAAAGGGGAAUGCUGGACAGUGAAUUCAAUUCCAACUCUUAAAGUGGAGACAAUGCAUACACUGCAUACGUUUUGUGGAGGAUGGAUGGGAUUUGUACGUGAUAAUGGGAUUCAAAUGGGAGAUAUUUGUAUUUUUGAGCUUGUUGGAAGCUGUGAAAUGCUUAGGCACUUAGUUCAUAAUCAGGUUGGAGUUUUUUUUUUUUUUUUAAUGGAGAUGUUGCUGAUCUAUCGGAGCUGAUGUGAGUGUGAUUGAUGUCCGUAUAUAAUGUGGAAGUUAAAUUAGGAAGACUUAUCUCAUGAUGUAUGGGCAUCAUAUCAUAUAUGUUUUGUGUCUUUUUGUAUGAGGGUUGGUGACGGAGAACAUUUAUGGUUAUAUUAGUCAUGAAAUUGCUUCAUGUAAACCUGGAUUUUGUAUAUAAAUGGUAAUCUUUAGUUUACUUUGCUUGUUCAUUUGGAAAUAAAGAAAAUUGAGUUAGUGACACCUAUGCUUUCAUUUUACAUAAACAUCUCUGUAUUUUAUACAUGGGUUUUUGACACUGUAG
Messenger RNA from Lactuca saligna, 2064 nucleotides. NCBI's taxonomy places the organism in Eukaryota, Viridiplantae, Streptophyta, Magnoliopsida, Asterales, Asteraceae. The record is from the annotation of a GenBank genome assembly.